AUGUCGCUGUCUACUACAGUAGUAGGGGCGGAGAGGUCGGGUGUCUGCUGCUCUCGCUUCUGCUCCUCGCUGCAGGGGAGGCCAGGCAGCCAGGUCCACUACUCCGUCUCCGAGGAGGCCAAACACGGCACCUUCGUGGGCCGCAUCGCCCAGGACCUGGGGCUGGAGCUGGCGGAGCUGGUGCCGCGUCUGUUCCGGCUGGCGUCCAAAGGCCGCGGGGACCUUCUGGAGGUAAAUCUGCAGAAUGGCAUUUUAUUUGUGAAUUCUCGGAUCGACCGGGAGGAGCUGUGCGGGCGGAGCGUGGAGUGCAGCAUCCACCUGGAGGUGAUCGUGGACCGGCCGCUGCAGGUGUUCCAUGUGGAGGUGGAAAUAAAGGAUAUUAAUGACAAUCCGCCAGUAUUUCCAGUGACAGUAAAGACUAUCCGGUUUCACGAAUCGAGGCUGCUUGACUCGCGGUUUCCUCUAGAGGGGGCGUUUGAUGCAGAUGUCGGAGUAAAUGCUCUUCUCUCCUACAAGCUCAGCUCCAGUGAGUUUUUCUUUCUAGAUAUACAGACAAAUGAUGAACUAAGCCAGUCUUUGUCUCUUGUGCUGAGGAAAUCUCUGGACAGAGAGGAAACUGCCGAGAUUAAUUUGUUACUGGUGGCUACUGAUAGGGGCAAACCUGAGCUCACAGGCACCGUUCAAUUGCUUAUUAAGGUAUUAGAUGUGAAUGACAACGAACCUACUUUUGACCAAUCAGUUUACAAAGUACAAUUGUUAGAGAACAUCGCAAAGGGAUCCUUGGUGAUUAAAUUAAAUUCUUCUGAUGCAGAUGAAGGAUCAAACAGCGAGAUUGUGUAUUCAUUUAGUAGUGAUGUGUCCCCCAAUAUAAAGACCAAGUUCAAAAUAGAUCCCAGCUCAGGGGAAAUCAGAACUAAGGGACAAUUAGAUUAUGAGGAAGUGAAAUCUUAUGAGAUUCAAGUCAUUGCGUAUGACAACGGGACUCCACCAAUGUCUGGGCACUGUAAAAUUUCAGUAAAACUUGUGGACAUCAAUGAUAACACACCAGAAGUCUCAAUCACGUCUCUUUCACUUCCCAUCCGAGAGGAUGCUCCGCUGGGAACAGUGAUCGCCCUCAUCACGGUGUCUGACCGCGACUCCGGUGCCAACGGGCAGGUGACCUGCACCCUGACCCCCCAUGACUUCUUCAAACUGGUGUCCACGUUCAAGAAUUACUAUUCGCUGGUGCUGGACAGCGCCCUGGAUCGCGAGAACCUGGCGAACUAUGAGGUGGUGGUAAAAGCACGGGACGCGGGCUCACCUUCCCUGUCGGCCACAGCCAGCGUGUCCGUGGAGGUGGCCGACAUACUUGCUAAUGGUAUAAGAAUCUUGCAUCUCACCAAGUUUCCACUCACUUGA
Aethalodelphis obliquidens (Pacific white-sided dolphin) is the source of this 1398-nucleotide messenger RNA. RefSeq names its product protocadherin alpha-2-like. The record is from RefSeq and is a predicted model, not a curated record. Gene Ontology annotation, cellular component: plasma membrane. NCBI's taxonomy places the organism in Eukaryota, Metazoa, Chordata, Mammalia, Artiodactyla, Delphinidae. Gene Ontology annotation, molecular function: calcium ion binding. Gene Ontology annotation, biological process: homophilic cell-cell adhesion.